CAACAAACAAGAGCGCCUUGGAUUGAGUCUGGUUGCUUUAGUGGAAAUGUGUUUUAACGUUUUGCUGCCUGCAUCCAGUAUUCAGACAGGCGCGUGCGUUAAAAAAUACUCGAUGUAUUCUCUUCCCAUCGUCCAUGUUUCUGGACAUGCAGUCAUAACAACAACCUCAUAACCGACACAGUGAAGGUGAUGAAGCUGAUGGUGAAAUGGUCAGAUCCGAGAGACUACUUGAGAAUAUAUGCAUGCACCUGAUGUGUGAAGGGCAAGAAGGAGACGCAGAGUGCGGGUGGGUAAUGUGGCGUGGUUCAUGCAACUUCGCCCGGGCUGCCGCUCUUUACCAACCGUAUCGGGAGCAGCGGCGGAUGGGGUGACUUACCCGCAGGGGAAGACCCGGACGUGGGCCGCCACAUCCUGAAGCCAUCCCCGAGGUGUCUCUGUGGUGCUGGAGGGACGGGGGAAAGAUGCAGGAGGCGACGGCAGAUGGAGAGGAGCCCAUUCUGAACCGAGCUGAGAGGGAAGAGCAGCGUCCAGUGAAGCAGUCCUUGGCUGUCUCUCUGUGUCGAGAGUCUAACUGGAAGUGCCUUCUCCUCACUCUGCUCAUGUUUGGGUGUUUUGGUACAUUGGCCUGGUGCAAGCUGUGCAAAGUUCCAGUGCUAGCUCCGACAGAGCCAGAGGCUGCCGUUGUGGAGCCUGGAGACCCCUCUACGACCUCAGCAAUCUCCAAUGUCUAUAUCCCCCUAGAAGUGGAUCUGUAUAGUCCCUGUUCCAGCGGCUACAUUUAUAUUCCUCUCGCUUUCUUGGCCAUGCUGUAUGUGGUCUACCUGGUGGAAUGCUGGCACUGCUACUCCAAGACAGCCAUGUUGGCUCAAGCAGAGGUUGCGGAGGUGUAUGAGCGUGUACAGAGGCUGCAGCAAGCAACACCGUGCAUUUGGUGGAAGGCCAUCAGUUAUCACUAUGUGCGACGAACAAGACAGGUAACGCGCUACCGCAACGGGGAUGCCUAUACCACUACGCAAGUGUAUCAUGAGCGUGUAAACACGCAUGCUGCAAGUUUAGAGUUUGACUAUGCGAGGUAUGGCGUCAAAGAUGUUUCAAAGGAGCUAAGAGGCCUAAUGGAUUACCCAGCAGUACGGCUGCGCUUCACCAAAUGCUUUAGUUUCGCCAGUGCCCGAGCGGAGGCUGCCUACCUCACCCAGCGUGCACGAUUUUUUGGUGAAAACGAAGGACUUGAUGAUUACAUGGAGGCACGGGAGGGAAUGCAUUUGAAGAAUGUGGACUUCCGUGAGCACAUCCUUGCUUUCCCAGACUCAUCCAGACAGCCCUGGUAUGCCAGGUGUAAAAUUUUCUGGCUGGCCUCAGUCCUGCUUCUGUCCUGGCCAUUUCGGGUUGUAGCAGAGUAUCGUACUGCAUAUGUGCACUACCAUGUAGAGAAAUUGUUUGGUGAGGCUGAUGAUAACAGUAGGGGUGACGUAACUGAGAAUGGUGGAGGCAACGAGAGUGGAAACGGACCUGGAUCUGGGACUGGAUCGAGCUAUCCUGCCAUUUCACGUGUCAAUACGGUGGACAUGACAGAGCUGGAGUGGCACAUUCGCUGCAACCAGCAGAUGGUGCCAAGCUACUCUGAGGCUCUGUUGAUGGAUCCUGGUUCAGGGGGUAACCAAGGUACCAACACUCCUCCAGUUGGGCAAGGGACUAACUCAACAGUGGGUGGCCCAACUCUUCCAGUGGCCUUUGCUUCGGCGUACUUGCUCCAGAAUUGUCCUCGUUGCCGCCGCACCACAAGCAGUGCUUCCCUGCCAUCCCGGCUGAGAGGCCCGACUGCAGCCCUGCUGAGUGGAACCAUGGGUGGGAUGAGAGCUAGUGGAUCAGGAGUUGGUCCUGGAGGACCAGGUCGGCUCGUUCUGAGCAGGAGUGGGUUCUCAUUAGGACGACUCCAAGCUCCUCGGCCAUCAUCCCUCUUCCACUCCCGAAGUGUCAGUGGAGGACUUGCGACAAGAGGAGAAGAGGCAAGUGGGGGAGCUGGUUUCUUAGGUUUGGGAACCAGACAAGAUGAAGAGAGCAGAAGAGUGCUGGGGGGAGAGGUUGAUGAGGAUGAGGAGGUGCCAAAUGUGGUGGAAAGAGAAGAAGGAGUUGAGAGAGACGGGGAGGAAAGAGAACAACAGGAGGAUGCAGAAGAAGAUGAAAACAGGGAGGGAGAUGGACCUCCUACAUAUCAGGAUGCCUUUUUCUUCCCGGUGUUGAUUGUGCAUGGAGAGGAGAGUUGCCAUUCAGAUGAUGACUGAGAUAGCAAAGGCACAGACUGAUUCGGUGGUGUCCAGUGUGGAGUCCAUGUUGGCGGAUGCUGCUCGACUACAAAUCCAGUGCAAGGAGCGCAGCGCGGAGCUGGCUGCAGCCUCAGUGGAGCUGCACGAGGAGACCCAGAGCCUGCGGGAGCACUGUGAGACCACACAGCUGGACAUGGCCCACCUCAGAAGGAUGCUAGACGAGCUACUGGAUACAAAGCAUGCCUACGAAGCCCGUGAGAGACAGACCCGAAAACUUAGCAAGCAGCUUUAAAGAAC
Carassius carassius (crucian carp) is the source of this 2561-nucleotide messenger RNA. Its product is annotated as transmembrane protein 151B. Lineage: Eukaryota; Metazoa; Chordata; Actinopteri; Cypriniformes; Cyprinidae. The coding region runs from base 462 to 2282 and encodes 606 amino acids. The record is from RefSeq and is a predicted model, not a curated record. The transcript has 3 exons.